ACGAUGCUAAUCGGUGACAUGGUGACAACUAAGAAAAACAGUCACAUUUUAUGUCCCUUCAAUCUCGUGAGAUCCACUUUGGUUUGAUAAUUUACAAAACACGAUAGAAACAUAUAUGUUGAUGUAAGCAAACGUUUAGACGUAUGAUCAUGCCGAUAAAAUUAUCCCUUUCACAAGCUUUUGCAUCUGGAUAGUUCCUGCUGGAAGUAUUAAAUCAACAUUCUUAACAAUACCAUGUUAUUUCUGUUAUACCGUUGGCAGUGCAUAUGGCCGUUAUUUCUUAUGUGCGGCCCAAAAUUCCGCGCCUAGAAAAUCUGAACUGCUGCUGACCUAAUCCGAUCUUAUCUGUGACCAUACAAGGCGGGUAUGGACCAUGGGUAAGGGUCUCUCAGUCGGGCGAAUGUCGCUGCAUUUCGCUUUUGUCUGGUCGCCCCACGACGCUGACCUUUUCAUACAGCACAUUGCUGCCCUCCAUGCCGUCAGUGACGUAAUACAUCGCGGAAUAACCUUUCUUUGGGAUGAAUAUCGCUACCACUGUUAUGCCUAUUUUGCCUGCCUGCUAGCAUACAUACUGCCCUGGAUGGGCGCUAAGGUCACUCAGAUGGGGUGCUUUAUAAUGAGCUUUGAGACGAUGCAGUAUGUGUGCGGGACGAGUGCGUUAUACGGCGUGGCACUCGCGCUUGUCUUCUGUAAACCGAUGACUCGUUUUCUCCUCACGCUGAUCCGCAAUACCGCACUUCAAUAUCUGGAAACAUGUCAACUGAAUACUGACGCCGACGUAGAUUCUUCGAGUAAUAGCCCUUUUGUUUGUGAAGACGAGGAUCUCCUUAAAGAUUUACAUGAACAACCACAGGGUGACCAUUUGUUAGAGUUCUCUCAACAGGAGCCAAAUAUUACCCCAAGUAGCACCGAUGCGGAGAGCCGCUGUGUUGGAGAUUUAAUUCUGCUACAUGAUCCAGAAUGUGCAGUCAUCGGAGACCUUCCGCGACAUUGUUACCUAUCGGGUUCCGGUUUUGUUGCCCUUCUAGAGGUGCCAGAAACCGAAUCAUCGCCGGUUACGUCUAGCCCCGUUCACAUAAAGCACUGCAGGAGUGGCAGACCGCUGGUGCCGUCGGCGGUGGGAUCGUUUCCCUGCAUCCAAUGUACGCCUGGGAAACCGGUACCGCCUCGGCAUAACACACUUCCAGUAUCCAGAAAUCGCCGCAGUCACUUCCGAUCCAUCACUACAGAAACAGGUGAUCGCUCCACCUGGGUGACCUUCGAUCAUGCCGACGGCGGACCGGAUACGUCGCAUACUUCAGGCAUACACGGCAGACUGCUGGAUACUGCGGAGAAAUCUUCGGUGACCUAUGUCCGGUACAAAACGCUAAGUCUCGGCAGUUCCAACGUGUCGCUGGCGUCGGUGUUGACACAGGCCAAGCGGUUGCUCGACUCCAGUUACUCUAAACUGGAUUCAAGCAUGGAAGAUGAUGUCAAGGAAGACGUAAUUCAGGAGGCAGACGAAGUAUUAGAGCCGCUGAAUUUCUGUACCACUGAGUUACAGGAGAAGAGCUGGCUGGAACUGUUCGGCAUACGCGAAGGCCUACACUGGCGACUCUGCAACGUUCACUUGCUGCGGGACUAUUUGGAUGUACACAUACUCAGUAAAGAGGGCCAGCUCAAGAGGAUUCUGCAUUACCCAACCAGGACGCUGCGCCUGGAUGCCGGUGCGUCCCUCAAGUGCGGUAGUCGGCGCAGCGCGGGACGUCGACUGCGGCUGCACAGUGCCGGUCAGCCUGCCAUCCGUCUGCGCGCCUUCACACACGUCCACAAGCUGGAUCUGAAGCGCUGUCUGGAUCAAGCCGUCCGGCGCGCCAAAUUAUGCACAGGAAUUUAAUGUUUCAUUUGAUACCGUAAUUUUAAUGUUGUUAAAUUUAGUAUUACUAAUUUGCGGUGACGAUUCCAAAUUGCAGCCCAAACUGGGACAGCUAAAUGAAGAUAUACAAAAUGAACUGUGGCAAGACUUGUGCGAUCGGCACUUGCUUCGCUAACGAGCCCACUCGACAACGGCUGACUAAAGUUACUGACGUCGACGGCGUCCUGCUUCCUCUCCAGUAUGCGCAUUUGGCUGCUUAUCAGAUGCUGGGCGCAA
Molecule: messenger RNA, 2131 nt
Organism: Paramacrobiotus metropolitanus
Lineage: Eukaryota; Metazoa; Tardigrada; Eutardigrada; Parachela; Macrobiotidae
Exons: 9
Coding region: 374-1876 (500 amino acids)
Source: RefSeq, a predicted model, not a curated record